Somion occarium is the source of this 429-nucleotide messenger RNA. The record is from the annotation of a GenBank genome assembly. Lineage: Eukaryota; Fungi; Basidiomycota; Agaricomycetes; Polyporales; Cerrenaceae.
AUGCCAUGUUUCGACGCUGUUGACUUUGUGAUCAACUGGUUCAGCCAUAGUUCGGCGGAGUUCUGGAUUUUCACGGAGACGGCAGGUCUUAGAAGUUCGAGGAAGUCUGCCAUGAGAAGGGGUACCGAUACCGAUUCGAGCCUGCAAUGCAACGGCCUGAGGAAUGCAAGGGUUCGCUGGGCAACGCUCACAUCAGAAACCCCCUCUCGCAUGGAUCUCUCUAAUCUGAGCUUCAUUCACAUCGUCGUUUCUUAUCACAAGAUGACUCGUCCCCACGUCCGCUACCCCCCUGCCCCCAACUGUUUGUCUGCUGGUUUUCCAGUAGCCCUCUCUGCGGUGUGGGAUGGCUUCAUACAAGUAUUCGCGUUCGUCGACGUCCGUAUGUCUUGGCAAUCUGGAUUAUACGAGUGGGCUCAUGUUGUGUUCUAG